GAGCAGCUGUGAUGUUUGGACAUGGCAGAGACCAGAGAACCGCAGCAGCUCCACAACUGUUGAAAACAGUUGAGAACAAUAACUGAGGAUUAAACCUUCAUCUCGUCUCUCCCUACUGACGCAGACGACUAGGACCGAGCUGAAACUCUCUCCUCUCUUCACAAGAAGUUGUUCCAACACCCGUCUCAUUUUCCAGAGAGCUAUCAGUUCACGGCCAGUUCAUUGGGUUUCACCGCUGUGGUCAGUCCUGUGGGUUUUCUGAAGCAAACUGCAUGCUGGGACACCGUAAAUGUUGACCUAAACCCUCCUGAGCGGAACUCCUCUGUCUGACUUUGUCGCUGCGUGACCACAGACGGAUGUUUCAUCAAUGCCUCGAUGGAAAGCGUUCUUCAGUCAGUACUUGCGAUGGUCGAGCACCGUCACUCAAGCCCUCGUCCUGUGCGUCAUCACGUUCUGCAUCGUUCUUCCUCUGUGCUGCCAUCAGCUGCUUUACUCUUACUUCUUCAUCAGGACCAUGUACCUGGACUCCAUGAGUGAGGAUGUCCUGCAGGAGAGUCUCAACCGAGGUCAGGACGCCCUGCAUUUCUGGCAGAGUGCUUCCACCGCAGUGUCGUCGUCUUCCAGAUUGAGCGACAUUGCCCGGCAUCCUGAGCUGCUGGUUACUGUGGUGACAGCCAGGCGGAAUGAGGGGCGGGACUUCCACUACUUGCUCCAGGUGAUGCGGCAGCUGAGCAGCAUUGUGGGAGGCUGUGGGGAGCGGCGGUGUGCCGAGGUGCUGGUCUGCGAUGUGGAAAGCGGCCCCCAGGAAAACCAGGACGCCAAGCUGCUGGAGGCCCACUUCAGGGUGGUCCGGCGUUCCCCAGAGGAGCAGCAGGCGAACCGGGAACGAAUCAACACCUUCGAGAGGGAGAAGAGGGAUUACGUCUUCUGUCUCCGCAAAGGAUGGGAGCUGGUGAAGCCUAAGAACGUGGUCGUCUUAGAGGAUGACGCUUUGCCCAGACAAGAUUUUUUCACGGUUGUUAAAGACCUUCUGUCACGUCGCUUUGCCUUCCAGACUCUCUACAUCAAGUUGUAUCACCCCGAAAGGUUGCAGCGCUACUGGAACCCAGAGCCUUACCGCAUCCUGGAGUGGGUGGGGCUCGGGCUGGUCGGAGCGACGGCCCUCCUUCUCACCUUUCCCUACUGGAACCCCUGCUCUUUCUCCUUCACGCUGUCGGCCGGCCACCUCCUCUUCUUCACCCUUUACUUCAUGGCAGCUGCGGAGCUGCUGGGGCGGCACUACCUUCUGGAGGUGCGGAGACUUUCCCCGCAGUUCUACGCCGUCUCCCCGGCCACCGAGUGCUGCACCCCAGCCAUGCUCUACCCCGGCAACGCCUCGCUUAGGGUGGCCGAGUACCUGGACGGCUCGUUCUGUGUCAAGGGGAACGCCAAAGACAUGGUUCUAUAUCACAUGGUGAGGAUGAUCCCUGGGGAAAGGUCUCACAGCGUUGAACCCAACCUCAUCACCCACAUUGGGGCCUAUUCCUCGGUCAGGGUCAACCCAUUCAGGCCCAAACUCCUCUGACAGAACCAGGAGAAGGUGGAUCACAGGGGAUUUAAUGAAAUUCCUUCUAGCUUGGUUCUACUAUUUCUUUUCAGGACUCUUCAGACAUUUGAAGACAUCACUCAGUGAGUACUGGUUUGUCGAUUUGCAGGUGAAAAGGCAUGAAGAUGAAAACUCGGCUUGGUUUGGUUGAAAUAUUCUGUUUUCUAAAUUUGAAGGUUACAACUUCUGAAAACAGAGAGGGAAAUUGAAACUGUCCCUUUUCAACCAAGUUUAGCCUCGUUUCGGACACAAACUACUCUCACUAAGUUGUGUUUUCAGUUUGGGACCUAGACAUCAUCAUCAUGCUGGAGAACUUCUUAAAUCAGUUUUGGCGACUGUCACGUUUUCUAUUCAUCUGAAGUGUUACAUGGUUCUGUAUCACUCUAUUGCCUGGGUUCAUGAAUCUAUUCUGAAAUCCAUCACAUGCUGUCAGAAUACUUCAUCAUCCACUUUCAAAAACUGCAGAUUUUUCACUCAAUAACAUGCUACAUGAAUAUGACGAAAGUGGUAAGAUUAUUGAAGGAUUUGUUCACUGUUAACCCAAACCUGGGGUUGGAUUUAAGGAGCAUUUCAUUGAAUCUGUUCCUCCCAAGUGAUCUUUAGGUUUCCUCGUUGGGUUUUAUCAUUCCAGUGUGACAGUCGAUCAGGCCAUCAAACACCAGGACGAGUCCGCUUCUUUCUUGGGUUGUAAAGCCGGACUUGUGUCAGGUUGAAGCGACUGUUUAUCUUGGCUUAUUUAUCUAGAGGUUUGUGGUUGAACAAUGGUGAACAAAUCCUUUAUGGGACUAACUUGAGUAAGAUGGGGUCAAAGUCUUUACAGCCCUGCAGUCUUGGUGGUCUGUAGUCAAGUCUGUGUGGAUCAAACAGGAGUGGUGAACCCAGACCAGGAUUCGCUGAGACUGUGGAUUUCUGAUUUUGUCAUGCGUUUGUAUUUUUGUACAAAAUGUUGAAAUAAGCAGUCAUAUCAUAUGGUUAACACCAUCUCUGUGGUACAGUGUGCCAUCCUACAGUAGAGUACAGUAGAGCAAUAUUACACUGUUACAGUUCUGCUGCAUGAGAACCAACUACUGCGGCAGAACCACACUAACAGUACCUCAAUGUUUAUGUGAUCUACAGAGCAACGACUCGACCAAACCUCCAUAAUGACACAUGAGGCGUUCCCUGUUAACCUUUUAACGAACAGUCUGAGAUUUUAUCUAAAUCGACCGCUCACUAAAGCUGCGUUCAUGUCACAUCAGCAUCACCUUAAUUAUUUAUGCGGGAGGGAAGGGAAUGAUGGGAAAGACUGGAGAGCCCAACUGCCUUAAUCAAUAAACUCUUACUAAACAAUAUAGAAAGACACAAAUGAUCACAUUAGCUGUACUAGCUAGCAAAACACCUGUGUGCUACAAAACACUAUUGAUGGUUACUAGGCAGGAGUGUAAUUUGAACAAAGUGUAAAAAAAAAAAUACCACACUUGUUCAAUAUAGCACUAUAUCUAUUAAAUCUCAGUAUUUAAUUGCCUUUAAAGGUGCUAUAUAGCUGUAGGUUCUCACUAAUGCUACAUAGCUAGUGAUAGCAUUAGCAGCUGUUUACUUACCGGUCUAGAAGAAACGUAGCGAGUUCAGCAUUAACCUUAAUUUCUUUAUUUGCCAAGAGCUGUCUCCAGCGGUGGAAAGCAACGUCAAUGUUAACUCUUGUUUUGCUACUGAAGUUAGCAUGCUAACAGCUAGCCUCAGUCUGUAGUGAGUCACUGUAGCAUCCAAUUUGCCUUCAAUUCAUCAUGAGAAGACGAAGUAGCGUAUUCUCACUUCUUGUUGUGUAAAUUCAAAGAUGGCUGAAGCUUAGCUUAGCUUAGCAAGUGACCAUCAUCAGGAAACCACAACAGAAACAUCACAUAUAGCCACUUAAACAACAGACUUAGGCUCCGCCUCUGUACUUUUUAAGUCGGACAUAAAGGAUUCAAUUUCCUGACUUGGGUGUUGACAUGAAUCCUGUUUACAAGAAGGAAACUGAUAAUUAUGGUAACUCUGACAUGACGUGAACGUGGCGUUAGCUCACAAACAUCUAGGGCUUAUGGGAAAUGGGGUUCAUUAAAGGCCUCUAAAAAACAUAAAAUGACAUCCUCUGAAAAAGACUACGACCCAAUGCUGGAAUUUUAGUCAUUAGUGCAGCUAUUAAUGAAGUUUUCUUACUUCUGGAUCAAAACCUGGAAGUUCUGGUUUCAUUUCGGCUCUGUUUUGAUUUAACAUAAACCUGUUCAGCUGCUGAGCUUCACACUUUUUGUAUUUUCAAACAAUCAGUUUCACUUUUAAUGUUACAAGAGAAAAAAAACAGUCAGACCCACCUAGUUUACUCUUCUUCAUCUUGUUAACUAGGAGUCUGGUCAGCAGUCCAUUCUGUAGUUACAGUUCAAACCUGAAAACCCCACUAUAAGCUAUAUUGAUGGAGCUCAGCUAACAGUUUCCCCCCAUUUCCAGUCUUUGUGCUAAGCUAGGCUAAACACUUCCUGGAUCUUUCUCUGUCUGGUGUCUGAAACAUCUGACUGUGAAUAAGACAGAGAAGAAGAAGAUAUACUAAAAUGUCAGACUGUUUAUUUAACACCAACCGAGCGUCUCACUGACCACUCUGAAUGUGCCUUUAAUGUUUCUGACAUUAUAAUAUUGACCAUGACUCAGCUCUGGAUGAAGUUGAUCUGUUGCAAUAUUUGAGUGCAUUAAAUUUGUACAUAUUCGUGUGUAGUAAUUAACUUAGAUGAAUAACUGUUAAAAUUACAGGAAGUACCUGCCAAAGUAAAACCAUCAGGCCUACGAGAGUUCUCCAGACUGCCACUAAUGACACUUAAAAUACACUGGAGUAAGAAACCGCCAAAUUAAGAGUUUAAUUCUUAAAAUAAAAUAACAACCGUGAUAAAUUAUAGGUAUUGUUGAUUGUUUUAAAUGCACAAAAGAUAACGGCACAAUUUAAAGAAAAACAUCUUUAAACAGAAUAUUUUGAAUCCAGAAUGAAAAUGAACGUAAUGAGUUUAAAUAACAGAAUAACAGAUUAUGUUAUAUGAUUAUAUUAUAUUUAUUAGACUGUUAAUAUGAUGUGUCUGAGGAAUGUUCUACUUCCUGUUGUGUAUUGUAUAAAUAUACACAUGAAAAUGACAUAAUGAAACACGUUUUUUUUUAUUUACCCAUAUUUUAAAGAAGUAGUUUGACAUUUUGGGCGUCAGGCUUCAUAUUUAAUAUUUAUUGUUACAGAUCUGAACGUCUGACUCUCGGCAUGACAGAGGAAACUAUUCCUAAAAGGAAACAUCAGCUGUUCACUCAUCAAUCAUUUUCACACUACAUAUCACCAGGUGAUCGACAGGUCUGGUCUGUUUGGUAUGGAGAUAUGCAAAGUUAGAAUAAAUAAAUAAAUGAAUAAUGCUGUUAUUAAUGUGGAAAGUCAGUUUUAUUUUUGCACCGUAAAAUCUCCAAAUCAUGAAUGUUUGUGCGAUUGUUUUGAGUGAAGAUUUAAUAUAUCAGAUAACGUGGCAUGAGAUUAAUUUACUAAUAUAAUAAUAAGAUAUUAAAAUAUAUAAUAAUAACAGAGUAGCUUCUAUGAAAUAUAUGAAAACAUAAGGAGACUGACUUCAGAUUGAUUAUCAUUGAUGGAACAUUCUCUUUGUUAAAGGGCUGAUGAUCAAAUAACAAUUUAACUACUAAUCAAUUCAACAUUCAAUUGCACUUUACUAAAAAUAUACAGUAUAUAUAUAUAUAAAUAUAAAAUAAUGAAAUAAGUUAUUUUAUUCUAUAAAGUGAAUGCAGAAAUAUAAAAGAACAAAAUAUGAGUGUUGGAUCAAAAAAAGAAAAGUUGAAAAUACAAAAGAAAUCAGUGUCUAUUUUAUUUAGAGGAAGAUAAAUGAGCUGUAGCUUUACAGUACGAACAGCUUCACUAAUUAAAAUAUAAACUUAAUAUAAAUAUAACUUUUAAUUUAGGGUUUGGUUGAAGUUUGGUUUUGUUUUGUUUUGGUUUGGUUUGGUUUGGUUUCUGACACACAGUAUAUUAUUUUAUUUCACAUUUAAAUCAUAAAGUGUUGGUGUGUCACUCCUUAGUUCAGUGCAAUACAAACAUGUAUUUGAUUAAAGUUGCGUGAUGUUUCAUUUUGUCAUUCACUGCAGAACAACCAUGUUAAUAACAUUUACCUUAAGAUGGAUUUUAUUUCUUUUAAUUUGACUCUUUAUUUUGACAUUUUUGCAGAUUUAUUGUCUAAAACGAGCUCUGAAUCUGAACUCAACUGACCAAAGAUCGGUGCUCUUUUGAAUGCGAAAAUAUGUUGUUUAAAUCAGAAAUUUCAAAAUAAAAGCAUUGUAUUGAUUUCAACUCAAAUAAGGCGUAAAAAAAUUCAUCUGGGAAGGAUGAUGCAAAUGAAAUAUUUUCUGUUUUGGGCUGGAUUUGAAUUUUGAUGUGUCUGUUUACACUGUGACUCUUUCACUGUUUACUACAUUUAAAACACAAUAAAUCAAUGGGUUUGAAAUCA
Molecule: messenger RNA, 6072 nt
Organism: Seriola dumerili (greater amberjack)
Lineage: Eukaryota; Metazoa; Chordata; Actinopteri; Carangiformes; Carangidae
Gene: pgap4
Product: transmembrane protein 246
Exons: 2
Coding region: 368-1564 (398 amino acids)
Biological process (GO): GPI anchor biosynthetic process
Cellular component (GO): Golgi membrane
Molecular function (GO): glycosyltransferase activity
Source: RefSeq, a predicted model, not a curated record